GCCGUGUCUGCCACAUCAGCUAGAAGCACAACUUAAAAGACUUUCACCUAAUCGCAGAGAAGCAAUCUGAGAACGUUCUGUAAGGUUUACAAGCCAGCCAAUCAGAAGCUGCUUGUGACAUGUUGACCUUCCAGCGAGGUGGUGCAAUUAAGCCACAGCCGCCCAUGCAGUUCCAUGGACUAUCCGCUUUGUUGCAAUGGGCCCAAACCAGCUGGAGAAAAGGGAGGCAACAGAGGAGCUGAGAUGUCCUGGUUUUCGUUUUGGUUUUGCCGCAAUUGCGAACCCCUUGUAAUUCCAAAAGCUGGUUCUUUUCUGAGCGAACCUCUUGGAGUUGGGAUAUGCUUUUGAAGAUCAUUCCUGACCAGCUUCUACGAGAUUCUUCCAGUUGGUGGCAAGAAUCAAAGAAAAGCUAGCAACUGACCUAUGUACAGUCCUGCAGCAUUCUGUGUUUAAGUGCGUUCUUACAAUGGCUGAGAUGGAUGAUGCCAAAAGUGGCCAUGGCCGUUCGCUCUUCUGGUCAGCGCUAGCAAUCCUAGCAGUGGCGCUGCUUGUGUUUCCUAUGGUGCAACCAAACUUACCCGGUUUGGAAACCCUAAUUGGGGGAGCCAUCUCCCCUCAAUUCGAGGAACCAAUCCAAGAAAGCACGCCUGGGUUUUGCGCCUGUCAGGCUACCACAGUUGGCGAGACAGUCAGUGACUGUUGCUGUGACUAUCAGACAGUCAACUCACUCAACGGGGGUGUCCUACACCCCCUUCUGCAUGUCCUGGUCAAGAAGCCUUCUUUCAGUUACUUCAAGGUCAAGCUGUGGUGUGACUGCCCCUUCUGGCCAGACGACGGCAUGUGUCACCUGCGGGACUGCAGUGUGUGCGAGUGUACCGAGGACGAGGUCCCCUUGACUUUCAAAAAGGGGGGGGACAGUAGCCUGGGAGAUGAGGGGGGGCAGUGUACAGAGGAUCCGAAGGGGGUGGUCGAUCGCACGCUAGAAACGAAAGGGUUUCAAGGAUGGACGGAGAACGACAAUCCUUGGACGGCAGAUGACGAGUCAUCGGAUGAGGAUAUGGUGUACGUCGAUCUGCGGAUUAACCCGGAGAAGUACACGGGUUACAAGGGGGUUUCGGCGAGCAGGAUCUGGGAGGCUAUUUAUAGCGAAAACUGCUUUCAAGAGGGCCUGAGCGACACGUGUACCGAGCGGCGCGUGUUCUACCGGCUCAUCUCCGGCGUGCAUACGUCCAUCGCAGUGCACAUCGCCAAGCACUACCUCAUUGACGAGGAGGCUGAAACGUGGGGCACCAAUCUGGACAUCUACAGAGAGCGGAUACACGCGUAUCCGGAGCGACUUCAGAACCUGUACUUCACCUUUCUCUUCGUGCUCAGAGCGGCCACUAAGGCUGCCGACUUCUUAGCAAGCGCCGAAUACAGUACGGGCUUCCCUGUAGAGGACGCGGAGACGGCAGCGCUGGUCCAGCAGCUGGUAUACAACGAGCGGCUGAUGCAGGCGUGUCCGGUGCCGUUCGACGAGGCGCAGCUGUGGAAGGGCGACGAGGGGCCUGCGCUCCGGGCGCAGCUGACGUCACACUUCCGGAACAUCAGCGCGAUCAUGGACUGCGUCGGGUGUGAGAAGUGCCGAUUGUGGGGCAAGCUCCAAAUACUGGGGCUCGCAACGUCCAUGAAAAUUCUGUUCUCCGAGGGUACGGGCAAGCAGCCUGCUCUCCAACGAAACGAGGUGAUCGCGCUGAUCAACUUAUUAGCGAGGCUGUCUGAGUCCCUCGACUCGGCUGUCGUGAUGGGGGCGGAGGUUCAUAGAGCAGGUAGCCAGAAUCCGUUAACAGGUGGUGCUCCCAUCUUCUCUGAGCAAGUAUCCCAAGGUAAUCGAAAUACUUUACCAGACGUAGAAGCCGUCAGCUGAAGUUGGGUUACAUAAUGAUCAUGACAGUGAGAGACGAGCCCUUCGGCACGCAAGCAGGCAUUGCCUUAGCAAGAAGUACCUAGGCACUUUGAGGCCCGAGAAUUUUGAAAACAGGUGUCUUGUUUUCACGACGCCCUUAGACAGCUCUUCUCAGGACCUGCUUGUGUGUGAUUGUGACCAUCAUGAGAUCAUAACCAGAUAACAGGUCCGCACGUGAGCUAGUGACCAUUGUACAACAAGUGCGAGCUCAAUUGUUACAAGCUAGUGCUGCGUAUUCGCUUAAAUUUCGGAAAAGCAUGUUUGGCCUUUCCGUCGGCCAGGG
Klebsormidium nitens is the source of this 2228-nucleotide messenger RNA. NCBI's taxonomy places the organism in Eukaryota, Viridiplantae, Streptophyta, Klebsormidiophyceae, Klebsormidiales, Klebsormidiaceae. The record is from the annotation of a GenBank genome assembly.